Molecule: messenger RNA, 1301 nt
Organism: Medicago truncatula (barrel medic)
Lineage: Eukaryota; Viridiplantae; Streptophyta; Magnoliopsida; Fabales; Fabaceae
Product: GDSL esterase/lipase At1g74460
Exons: 5
Coding region: 31-1137 (368 amino acids)
Molecular function (GO): hydrolase activity, acting on ester bonds
Source: RefSeq, a predicted model, not a curated record
CCUUGUAUUACAUCAGACAAAUUAAUUAACAUGAAGUUUAGUAAGGUGAUAGUUAUUAUAGUAGCCAUCAUUUUGGGUAUUGGGAUUGAAGAAUGCCAUUGUAAGGUUGUUCAAUUCAUAUUUGGAGACUCUCUUUCGGAUGUUGGAAACAACAUGCAUCUCUCUAGAAGCCUAGCUCAGGCAAGUUUGCCUUGGUAUGGUAUAGACAUGGGUAAUGGGUUACCUAAUGGUAGGUUCUCUAAUGGACGCACAGUUGCUGACAUAAUAGGUGACAGUUUAGGCCUACCUAGGCCCCCUCCAGUCCUUGACACAUCUUUAACCGAGAAAGAUAUACUAAUAAAUGGAUUGAACUAUGCUUCUGGUGGUGGCGGUAUCUUGAAUGAAACUGGCACCUAUUUUAUCCAAAAAUUAUCACUAGACAAACAAAUUGAGUUGUUUCAAGGGACACAAAAACUGAUUAGAAGCAAAAUUGGAAAAAGGGCUGCAGACAAGUUUUUUAGAGAAGCUCAAUAUGUUGUUGCUUUAGGUAGCAAUGACUUUAUCAACAACUAUUUGAUGCCUCUUUACACUGAUUCAUGGACAUACAAUGAUGAAACCUUCAUGGAUUACUUGAUAGGAACACUAAGAAGACAACUAAAGCUACUACAUAGUUUAGGAGCAAGGCAAUUGCAGCUUUUUGGGCUGGGUCCAAUGGGAUGCAUUCCACUUCAAAGGGUACUUACUACAACAGGAAAUUGUCGAGAAAGUGUAAACAAACUGGCUCUUAGCUUUAAUAAAGCUUCAAGUGAACUAAUAGAUGACUUGGUGAAGCAACUUCCUAACUCAAAUUAUAGAUUUGGAGAUGCAUAUGAUGUUGUCUCUGAUUUGAUUAGCAAUCCACUUAAGUACGGAUUCCAAAACUCAGAUUCACCCUGUUGUUCCUUUGGGAGAAUUAGACCAGCACUUACAUGUGUACCUGCAUCAACGCUAUGCUCAGACAGAAGCAAAUAUGUGUUUUGGGACGAGUAUCAUCCCUCAGACAGUGCUAAUGAGCUCAUUGCAAAUGAACUUAUUAAGAAAUUUGGAUUUUUACGUGACGGUCAAAAUGCUGCUCCUUCACCAGCACCUGCUGCUAUUGCUCCAUCUCCAGAAGAUUAAUCAUAAAAUUUUCUUGCCUAAUGCUGGAUUUGCAUGUCAUUUGUGGAAACUAUUUUCUCUGUUUUAUUAAUUCCAUGUGGAUUAGUCAGUUACACCUAAUUUCUUUUCAUGUUUUGAACGUGGCUUUAUGAUUAAUAUUACAUGAUAUUUCCUUUUGUUCUGCA